Molecule: messenger RNA, 549 nt
Organism: Symbiodinium sp. CCMP2592
Lineage: Eukaryota; Dinophyceae; Suessiales; Symbiodiniaceae
Source: the annotation of a GenBank genome assembly
AUGCAAACUGCACAGCCUGAACAGGAUGGGCUGCACAGGCUGGCCAUUUGCCGUGCCUUGACGGGGAUAGUCAAGAAGCUUCUGGAAGCAAGGGCGGACAUGGAUUCGCCGUGGUUGGUGUCGAAUUCCAUACUAGAGACGGCAACCUGGGCUCAGCAGGAGCACAUCGUUUCCUAUCUUCUGCAGAGCAAGGCAUCCCUCCUUUCGAGGCGGCCCCUUCAGAUGCUGGCGGAGGCGAUUGCCGCAGCACGAUCUGCAGGAGCCUCAACUCAGCCCCUGGUGCAACAGCUCCUGAAGCUCAUGCACGAGUUUACGGAUCCAAACGAAGAUGCGGAGUGCACCGAUCUUUGGUUGGAUCGCUCGUGCUUGCUGGAGCUGCGGGACCUUGGCAUGGAAUGCCUCCUUAAAGGGGAUGAGGCCUCCGCCGUCGGGCUCUCCGAGUUCCUGGGGCGUGCGCGCUGCCACGAAGCCGCCCAGAGGCCUUUGACGGCUCUUCCUCCUGCACUCUGGGCCUUUGAUGUUCAAUGGAAGCAGAUCUACGUGAAGUAA